CCAGAACCCAUCUCGUUCGAGAUGAUGUUUGACGACUUCGUACAAACAUCAAAGCAGCAGCCCAACAAUGGUUCCUUUGGGCAAGGCUUCGAACAAGAUGAAGGUCCUUCGUCCUCGGCAGUAGCAAAUAAUGGGUACAAUCUACCACCCGUAACAGCUCUAGAGACAGGAUUCGUGUCAAACGAUGUUGAUAUUGGAGGUAAUGCAGAUCCAUCACAACCCAUCUUCCAAUUAGGCAGGGUUCAAUACGCCUUCUCCGCUCCUUUGGCUCUCUUGACGGUUUCCUCCAAUAUCCUAACGAUGUGCAUGUACGAUUAUCCUUCACCGGUACGACUGGCACAAGGAGCACCAAUGCCUCCACCACCAAGACUAGUACGAAUCGAUUUGGACGACCCCGAAAAAACAGUAGAAGCAGAAAUUCCAUUAGCACCUUUACCGCGCGCAAGAAAUGCUCCUGCUCCAGAUCCAUCGUUGAUGGGACCUCACAAGAUGUUCAGCGAUCCAACUGGAAAACAUCUGAUCAUAACGACAAGAAAUGGAGAAAACUUCUAUUGGAUAAGUGGAUGGAAGAAAGCAAAAGCGCUGCCUAAAUUAAAAGGUAUUGUGAUUGAAAGCGUUGCAUGGAACCAAUCAGCUUCAAGCACUGCCUUCCCCUCAAAUAAGUCUGCAAGCAAGAACCAUAAGAGAGCCGGCUCUGGAGCAUCAACGCCAACAACAAUCACGACAAAAGAGAUCUUGCUAGGGACGCAGACCGGAGAUCUAUACGAGACAAUGUUGACGACCAAUAGUGCAUCUGAUGGAGAUGAAGGUGAUUUCUUGGAUCGAUUCGCCCGCAGGACAGCAAACACAGUGGGAGGAAGUGGUGACGUCGACAAGUAUUUACAUCAUGUGUUCCGCCUGUCCGAGAGACAGCCUGUCACAGGACUUGCGUCAGAGAUUUUCGGUCCGUCUAGCCAGAUAUCAAGAGCUGUGGUGAUUGCGACAACCAGUACAAGAAUAUACGAAUUCGUUGGUGAACUGAAAGGGAGAGCGGAUGGUGAUACUUCGAGCGAAUCGGAAGCACUAUAUAACAAGCUGUUCCUACCCUACCGAACGGACGCAAUUCCAAAUCUAAAGUCGGAAUUACCAGGCGAUCUACCUUACUCUGAGCUUCAUCUAUGGACACCGAGAGGAAAAAGAAAUGCAAAAGCUUUAGCAUGGCUGACAGGACCUGGUAUCUAUCAUGGACUAAUAUCCUAUGGCGAUCAGCAAGUUGGCGAUAGUGUGAUCGAUAGCGCAAAUCUACUACCAUACCCAGCAAUGGCUCUUUAUUCGCCUAAUGGCGAGAAUGAAGGUGAAAUGGUGGCAGAGAUUCCAUUGAGCGCUGCAUUGACAGAGUUUCACUUUGUCCUUCUCUAUCGUGAUCGUGUGAUGGCUAUCUCAUCUCUUGAUGAUCAUGUAGUCUUCCAAGAGAGCCUACCACUGCAACCAAACGAGCGAGUGAUCGGAACAGCUGUAGACACGACAAGAGGCUCUUAUUGGAUCUAUACUGAUUCAAGUAUAUUCGAACUAGUCAUCGCGGAGGAAGAUCGUCAUGUUUGGCGGAUCUAUCUUGAGAGAAACAAUCACGAACAGGCAUUAAAGUACGCAAAGUCAGCUCUGCAACGGGAACAAGUGCUUUCAUCCCAGGGAGAUUUGUUCUUUCGUGAUGGAAAGUUCAUCCAGGCUGCACAGUGCUAUGCUCAAACGUUCUCACGCACAUUUGAGGAAAUUGUGUUGCAAUUUCUGGACUGUAACGAGCGUGAUGCUUUGCGAUAUUUCCUGGUGAUGCGGUUGGAGCGACUACGCAGAAGUGAUCUAACUCAACGCAUGAUGCUGGCAACUUGGUUGGUGGAAAUCUACCUAGGCAAGAUAAAUGAUUUAGAGGACGUCGCUGCUGCAGAAGAAGCCAGUCAAAAUGUUGACAAUUAUCGAAUCGAGAUGGAUCUGCUUCAAGACGAACUCAAACAAUUCUUGGUCACGUACAAAGACAAUCUAGAUAGAAGAACGAUUUUUGGACUUAUCACUAAACAUGGAAGGGCAGAGUUCCUACUCCACUUCGCUGCCAUUACAGGAGAGCAUGAUCGUAUCGUGCAGCAUUGGAUACGAGAGGAAGAUUGGGAAAAGGCGCUCUCUGCUAUCACAAGUCAACAUUCGCUCGAUCUGUACUAUCGCUUUGCUACGACCCUUAUUCGACAUCUACCGCGUCAAACGAUUGACAGCUGGACGAAGCAGGAGCGACUCUCGCCACGAAAGUUAAUUCCCGCUAUGGCUUUGUACAAGCCAACGCAAGGCGAGCCUAAUUAUGUCAUACAGUACUUGCAGGCAAUUGUUCGAAAUGGUGCAACAGAGUCGUCGCUACACAAUUUUUUGCUAUCACUCUUGGCAAAGCAUGAUGAUCCAGGUUUGAUACCUUUUUUGACAAGCAGUGUGAAUAAUCCGCUGACUGGCCAGCCAUACUAUGACUUGGACUUUGCAUUGAGGACAUGUAGCAGUUUUGGCAAAACGGAAGCCUGUGUUCGUAUUUUUGCAAAGAUGGGUAAUUUCGAGAAUGCAGUCGAUUUGGCUAUUCAAGCAGGCAAUGUAGAUUUGGCAUGUACGUGUGCAGAUGCGAUUCAAUUCCAAACGGGCAAUCACUCACACGGACAAAGCGCAAUCAACGGUAUGGGAAACCAGAUGGAUACUUUGGAAGGCAGACAAUCGCUACGAAAGCAGUUGUGGUUGAAAGUAGCUCGCUUUGUUGUAGAAGAAAAGAACGAUUUGGCAGCAGCGAUGGCGUUUUUGGCCCGCGCUCCAGAUUUGUUAUCGAUCGAAGAUAUUUUACCAUUCUUUCCAGAUUUCACGGUCAUUGAUACGUUCAAAGAUGAUAUCUGCAACGCUUUGGAGAACUAUGCACAAAGGAUCGAUACGCUCAAAUCGGAAAUGGACGCUGCAACGCAAAGUGCAGAAAGUAUUCGUGCGGAUACGCAAAAGCUUGCCAAUCGAUUCGUCAGUGUAGAAGCGGAUGAGAAAUGCGGAGUAUGUCAAGAAUUGGUAUUGCAAAGGCAAUUCUAUGUGUUUGCAUGUAAUCAUGCUUUCCAUGCAGAUUGUUUGGUUUCAGAAACGACCAAGUAUCUCUCGCCACGUACACUUCGCAGGAUUCUGGUUUUGCAGGAAGAGUUAUCGUCUCUGACGGGAGGUUUGAUACCGUCUUUGCCUCCGUCAUAUGCGGCAGCGGUUGCCUCUUCGAUGAACAGUACAGCCAAUGCCGCACUUGCAGCUGCCCAAAAAGCUGCUACUGGAGGUAUGGGAACGGUGACAAAUGGAGUCAAUCUGCUGGGCUUAGACAAAUUACGAGAACUAAUCCUACCAGAUGCAAUCGUAGGAGCGAUAAGUGCGAGUGUCAGCGUCGGAGUGGCAAGUGGCAGAAAGGCUUUGGCUCCAUUGGAUCCUUUUGCUGAUCCGACUGCAUCCUUGCGUGCAAAGCCUGCCGGGCUGGAUGACGCUUUAAAUGGAAGAGCCGAUAAUGACCAAGAGGAAGAUGUUACUCGCCCAGGCCAGAAGACUCAAGUGACUAUUGCUCGUAGAGGAAGAAAGUUGGAAGAGGAACAGAGAAUCGCCGAGCUACGAGAAGAAUUGGAUGGGUUAGUAGCAAGUGCAUGUAUCCUGUGCGAUGGAUCUGUUCAAGCCAUCAACAGACCGUUCGUCACAGAUGCUCAUGAACUGGAAGAGUGGGAGCUUUGAAGGGCUCCACAAAUGUUAUUUCAUACUUUAAUAUACCAACAGGUGCACCUAUGCAAUGCAAAUUUUAUGAAAGAAACCUUACUUCUCGAAUGGCUUAAGACCACUUUGAACUCGUUGAGCAGCGGCUAGAGCUGCCCAAUCCUUGUUUUCUUGACCUUUGUUCAAGUCGAUUGUAGUAUUGAGAUGCUUGAUGGCUUGUUCGACGAUGUGCAUUUGACAAUCGUUUUCCUUUCCAAGUCUGGCGAUGUGUGUUGCAUCUUUCAAUCCACCUUGUAAGUCAAAACCACCCGAAGCGACGAAUUUCAAACUUGCAAUCUUUGUUGCAUAAUUGAUCGCAGAAGGAGCAGGAUAAAAAGCUUCAACCCAUUCCAAUACACGAUCUGCUCCUAUUCCAGUCUU
This is a messenger RNA of Meira miltonrushii, 4140 nucleotides long. RefSeq lists its product as uncharacterized. NCBI's taxonomy places the organism in Eukaryota, Fungi, Basidiomycota, Exobasidiomycetes, Exobasidiales, Brachybasidiaceae. The coding region runs from base 22 to 3741 and encodes 1239 amino acids. Gene Ontology annotation, cellular component: HOPS complex; endosome. Gene Ontology annotation, biological process: vesicle-mediated transport; intracellular protein transport; endosome organization. The transcript is spliced from 2 exons. Gene Ontology annotation, molecular function: protein-macromolecule adaptor activity. The record is from RefSeq and is a predicted model, not a curated record.